Aspergillus chevalieri is the source of this 681-nucleotide messenger RNA. RefSeq lists its product as uncharacterized. Lineage: Eukaryota; Fungi; Ascomycota; Eurotiomycetes; Eurotiales; Aspergillaceae. The record is from RefSeq and is a predicted model, not a curated record. The coding region runs from base 1 to 681 and encodes 226 amino acids. The transcript is spliced from 2 exons.
AUGGGAACCGAGGCGCUGGAGGAAUGGAGACUUUGUGAACCAUCUGAAAGCCGUUGGUGCUUCGGCUUUCACAACUCGUGCUGGAGAUUGCUUCUCCUCAGGCUCGGUCAUGGACAGGAUGAUUACUUCCAGAAUGAGACGACCAUUGCAGAGUCGGUCUUCUACCAGCUCUAUUGCACUCCUUGUCUCGAAGCCUCCAGUUUCAAAUUUGGCCACGACUAUGAGGGCGCUGCGCAAACACACAAAUCGUUCGGGCGGCCUAAGGCAGUGGAUCUGAGCUUACACUUUUACGCUGACCCCUGUGCGAUUCCUUCCAUGGACGACUUGAAAGCGACUACCUUUGGCUUCUGCAAGGCACCUGACGGUUCGCUCUGGAAAGAGCAAGAUGGUGCUCGCCCGACGACUGCGACCGUGGUGGGCAUUGACUACCACAAUGAAGGGGGAAACUGUGCCUCUAGUCCCUUUGGGUCCAAUGACGACCGGCAUCUACUCCCAUUUCCUGAUGACACAAGAGAAGAAAGAUAUAAAAAACUGGAAAGACCCAAGCACCAUUUCUUCGAGGCACUCUCGCCUGAGCUGAAAUAUGAGAUAUUUUCAUAUUUAUCCUUUGAUGAGCUUCUGAAUAUGAGACUCAUAAAUGGGACUGGUCUCGGCUUUUCUUUUGGACCAGGGCAUCUCUAA